UGUGCCUUGAGGACUGAGGUUGGGAAUGCCUGCACUACAGUAUUACUUUUCUAACUGUCCUCAGGACACCAAACAGUCCAUGUUUUCCCGUCUCUUCUCGGAAUCACAAACUAAGUAAUUAGCUCCACCUGUGGAUCUUUUAAAAUAUGUCAGUAAGCAAUGAGUACACCUGUGCAUCUGCUGGACGACCUGGAAAAGGUGCAUAGCACAGAGUCUGAGAACCUCUGCUCUUCAAUAACUAAAACACAAAUCUUGCCUUCCAGACUAUAUGCUAGUGUAAUCUAGUUUGUUGCCACUAGGUGGCAUGAGUGCUUAUGUUGGUAAAGUUUAAAAAUAAAAAAAAAGUUUGGAAUAGUGAAGGAGUUCCGUGGCACAAAGUUACAACUUGUGUUCUCAUCUCUGCUGAAGCCAGGCUUUAUAAUGGCCAGAAAAAAAGGAAUUAAGCGGACUUGUGUCGUGAUUGGCAUGUCUAUGGCGGUCCUCUUCCUCCUGGGAAUUCUUGUAGGUUGGCUCAUCAAACCAUCAUAUGAGCGCGAAGAUGUCUCGGUUACUGUUCAAGAUAUACGGAAGGAACUUAUAUCAGAAAUGAAGGCAGAAAACAUAAAAGCAUUUCUCCGAGAUUUUACAAAUAAACCCCACCUGGCCGGGACGGAGCAGAACCUUAAUCUGGCAAAACGGAUCCAGGCUCAGUGGAAAUCAUUUGGAUUGGACAAAGCAGAGUUGGUCCACUACGACGUCUUGCUGUCUUAUCCAAACGAGACAAAUCCGAACUACGUUUCCAUUAUUGAUGAACAUGGUGUAGAGAUAUUUAACACGUCCUUAUCGGAGCCACCACCGGAAGGAUAUGAAAACUUUACGGAUAUCGUUCCUCCCUACAAUGCUUUUUCAGCUCAGGGAGACCCCGAGGGCGCUCUGGUUUAUGUGAAUUAUGCCCGGACUGAGGACUUCUUCUAUCUGGCCCGUAACAUGAGCAUCAACUGCACUGGAAAGAUUGUCAUAGCCAGAUAUGGCAAAAUCUUCAGAGGAAAUAAAGUAAAAAAUGCUAUGCUGGCGGGAGCCAAAGGGAUAAUCCUGUACUCCGAUCCGGCUGAUUACUGUGCCCCCGGGGUAGAGCCCUAUCCUGAUGGCUUUAACUUGCCAGGUGGUGGCGCCCAGCGUGGAAAUGUCCUGAACCUGAAUGGGGCAGGAGACCCUCUAACCCCAGGUUAUCCUGCUAAAGAGUUUAUGUAUAGAUAUAAUGCGGACGAAGGAGUGGGACUGCCCCGUAUUCCGGUCCAUCCUAUAGGAUACCAUGAUGCAGAACAAAUCCUGAAGCUCAUGGGAGGUCCAGCGCCACCAAGUUUUUGGAAAGGAAAACUUAAUGUCACUUAUAACGUUGGACCUGGAUUUUUAACAAAGUUCUCAAACAGGCAGGUCAGAAUGCAUGUUCACACCAACAAUGAGAUCACUAGGAUUUAUGAUGUCAUCGGCACUAUCCGAGGCGCAGAAGAACCAGAUCGAUACAUUAUUUUGGGAGGUCAUCGAGAUUCCUGGGUGUUUGGUGGAAUUGAUCCAACAACCGGAGCAGCAGUCCUUCAAGAAGUUGCAAGGAGUUUUGGCAAAAAGUUGAAAGAGGGCUGGAGGCCCAGAAGAACCAUUAUUUUUGCAAGCUGGGAUGCGGAAGAGUUCGGACUGCUGGGAUCAACAGAGUGGGCGGAGGAAAAUGCUAAAAUUCUUCACGAACGUGGUGUAGCCUAUAUCAAUUCCGACUCUUCCAUAGAAGGCAACUACACGUUGAGAGUUGAUUGCACCCCACUGUUGUACCAACUGGUGUAUAAUCUGACUAAAGAGAUAACCAGUCCGGAUGAAGGCUUUGAGAGUUUGUCCUUGUAUGAAAGUUGGCUUCAAAAAGACCCAUCUACACAAAAGCCAGAUCUACCAAGAAUAAAUAAACUUGGAUCCGGCAGUGACUUUGAGGCUUAUUUCCAGCGUCUGGGAAUUGCUUCUGGAAGAGCCCGCUACACAAAGAACAGAAAAACUGAUAAGUACAGCAAUUAUCCGGUUUACCACACAGUAUAUGACACGUUUGAGCUGGUGGAGCAAUUCUAUGACCCGUCCUUCAAGAAGCAGCUUGCUGUGGCUCAGCUGAGGGGGAGCCUGGUGUAUGAGCUUGCGGACUCCACUAUGAUACCAUUUAAUGUGCAAGAUUAUGGAGAGGAGCUUAAGAACUACGCGAAUUCUAUUUCCAGUUUGGCAAGUCGACACCAGGAUAAAAUGGAGACGUAUGGUGUGUCUUUUGAAUCUUUAUUUUCUGCCAUUGAGAAUUUUGCAAAAGCUGCAGCUGGACUACAAGAACGCGUUAAAUAUGUUGAUAAAAAGAAUCCGCUCGCUGUUCGCAUCCUAAAUGACCAGCUGAUGUUUGCAGAAAGAGCGCUAACUGAUCCCUUGGGGCUGCCAGGAAGGCCAUUUUACAGACACAUCAUCUUUGCUCCCAGCAGCCACAAUAAGUAUGCAGGAGAAUCCUUUCCAGGGAUUUACGAUGCUUUAUUUGAUAUUGAAAACAAAGCAGAUCAGCGCAAGGCUUGGGAUGAAGUGAAAAGACAAAUUGCCAUUGCCACCUUCACCGUGCAGGCUGCAGCAGAGACCUUACAGGAGAUUUAGAGACAAGUUACCCGGCAGGCUGAAGUAAAUGCACGUCCUCACCAUGUCAAUCACUGACAGACCGAGAUGCAAAACUUGAAAAAACUGUACUUAAUGACUUUCUUAUCAAAAUGACAGUGCAAGGCCAGCCUUUACGGAGAUAUUUUACAACCACAGGUUCUUCUAAGAUUUUAAGUAGAACAUUGGUUGGGAUUAAUUCCCUUGGUCCCGGACCACACUGUGAAUGUAAUGAACGAUGGAAUGAUACCUCGUUCUGUCACGAUGGAAUGAUACCUCGUUCUGUCACGAUGGAGUGAUACCUCGUUCUGUCACGAUGGAGAGAUACCUCGUUCUGUCACGAUGGAGAGAUACCUCGUUCUGUCACGAUGGAGAGAUACCUUGUUCUGUCACGAUGGAGUGAUAUCUCGUUCUGUCACGAUGGAGUGAUAUCUCGUUCUGUCACGAUGGAGUGAUACCUCGUUCUGUCACGAUGGAGUGAUACCCCUUGUUCUGUCCUUCACUACACUGCACCACAUCACACACAAUAUUUUAUGACUGCCCGUGUAGCAAGGCCAAUUAGAAGUAAUGAUAUUGUUUGCAACUUGCAGCAGUGCACAAUCGAGCAAAUGCACUGCACGAUAAGUCUGAUUUGUAAUUCCAGUGCUGAUAUCGUUGUAGUGCUGAUAUCGUUGUAGUGUGUACCCGGCGAUACUGCCUACAUGCAGCAGAAGAACCAAUGACUCAGGAAUGAUUGGUCGCUCAGUGCCUUGGAAAUUGUUCCUAGUGCUCUGAUACAUUUUUGUUCAGCUGCAGUGUGAGACCACAACUACCAUCUUACACCAUAUGACUUACCGGGUAAGCACACUACUGUACCUGUCUACCCUAUGGUUUUUGGAAUUGGGGCACUUCAGAAAGAUUACCUGGUCGUGUCACAAUGGGGCUUCUGCAGCGCUCGGUUACCCUGUGCAACUACCCUGCAUUGUGGCAUGCUCCUCACGACUGCGACCAGGGUAACACCUCCCAUCAUUCCCCCAGAAUCAGGUCUUUCCUGUCGUAAAUCUGGACAGUUGGGAGGUGUGCAGUGUUUUUAUCUGCCUGACAACCUGGGCCUUGGGACCCCAAUUCGGAGAUCUUUUGGGUCCCAGUUGCUAGAUACAGAUGGAGCCUCGAUCAUCUAGCCUUCUCUGCUGCGCCUAGGUGCACCUAGGUUUAUUAGCAUAAGCCUUUCAUCUAUUGUUCUCAGCUGCAAUACAAUACAGAGAGAACAAUACAGCAGGGGAUUAAGUCCGACAGCACUGGCUCAGUUAAUCCUAUUAAAGGGAUAGAUGAGCAGGGCUCCAUCUGUAGGUGAUACUUUUAAACUGGGCAUUGGCUCUUUUUGGGUCCCAGCAACAGGCCACAAUUUAUUAAUACAGUAGUAACUCUGCACUGGAUUUAGUUCAUAGAAGGAUUAUAAAUAGGGGUCACAUGGCAGAGCACCAGUGUUUAAUGAUAAUCUGCCUAUCCCUGCAGUCUCUAGAACUGCAAUUGUUACAGUAUUCUAUCUUCGAAGCCUUAACCACGCGGAAAUUACUGUAUUCAGCAAAAGCGGAGUGUAUAUAUCUACUGCGGUCAGAAAGAGUAAUGCUGAAGACCAAAGUCCCCAAGUUCUCCACAGGCGCUGCUAUACGGAGCAAUUUUUCAAGCUCAAAAAUGCUUCACUAUACAAAUCUUGGUAUCCGUUCACAUGGUCGACCAUGUUAUGGUCGACAGUCAUUAGGUCGACCACUAUUGGUCGACAUUGACAUGGUCGACAUGGACACAUGGUCGACACAUGAAAGGUCGACACAUGAAAAGGUCAACAUGCGUUUUUUAACUUUUUUUUCUUUUGGGGAACUUUUCCAUACUUUACGAUCCACGUGGACUACGAUUGGAACGGUAAUCUGUGCCGAGCGAAGCGGUAGCGGAGCGAAGGCACCAUGCCCGAAGCAUGGCGAGCGAAGCGGUGCACUAAUUGGGGUUCCCAGUCACUUUACGCAAAAAACGACACCAAAAAAAGUUAAAAAAAACUCAUGUCGACCUUUUCAUGUGUCGACCUUUCAUGCGUCGACCAUUUUCAUGUGUCGACCAUGUGUCCAUGUCGACCAAUAGUGGUCGACCUAAUGACUGUCGACCAUAACAUGGUCGACCAUUCAUACCGGAACCACAAAUCUUUUAAUAGGAUUAAGUGAGCCAGGGCUGUCGGACUUAAUCCCCUGCUGUAAUGACUGAAUCCCCUGCUGUAUUGUUCUCUCUGUAUUGUAUUGCAGCUGAGAACAAUAGAUGAAAGGCUUAUGCUAAUAAACCUUGGUGCACCUAGGUGCAGCAGAGAAGCCUAGAUGAGCAAGGCUCCAUCUGUAUAAACUAUAAACUGCUGCCUUGCCGGAGACAGAUCUUGGAUCAUUCCCGAUCUGUGCUCUUGUGCACUAAACACCCGGGGGUAAAUUUACUAAGAUGGG
Messenger RNA from Pseudophryne corroboree (corroboree frog), 5096 nucleotides. Its product is annotated as N-acetylated-alpha-linked acidic dipeptidase 2-like. The record is from RefSeq and is a predicted model, not a curated record. Gene Ontology annotation, molecular function: carboxypeptidase activity. The coding region runs from base 421 to 2640 and encodes 739 amino acids. Lineage: Eukaryota; Metazoa; Chordata; Amphibia; Anura; Myobatrachidae. The transcript is spliced from 19 exons.